Molecule: messenger RNA, 1737 nt
Organism: Aspergillus aculeatus ATCC 16872
Lineage: Eukaryota; Fungi; Ascomycota; Eurotiomycetes; Eurotiales; Aspergillaceae
Product: putative adenosine deaminase
Exons: 5
Coding region: 297-1514 (405 amino acids)
Biological process (GO): adenosine catabolic process; inosine biosynthetic process
Molecular function (GO): adenosine deaminase activity
Source: RefSeq, a predicted model, not a curated record
UGUGUCUUGAAGUUUCAACAACCGUACUGCGUAUGAUUCAUGGAUUGAACGUAAAGUCAUUGAUACGGGUGAAGCACGAUCAGAGCUGUUUUUGAUGGUUCUCGAGAUAAUGACUUCAAAGUUGUAGAAUAUCGCAGUCGUUGAAGUCACCUGCUCUCCCCGCCAGUCCGAUAGAAUUUUGGUGUACAGUUUGUUUUGCUCCCCGCCUCCGCACGCUCCAGCCCCGCACCAUCAGCCCGUCAACAACUCAGCCCAUUGACUAUCUUGAGCAAUUGAGCUAUCAGGGGUUAUCUUUAAUGGACCUUUCCAAGCCAGUAGAUGACGAGUUCACUCGAGCUCUUCCGAAGAUCGAGCUCCACGCCCACCUAAGCGGCAGCAUAAGCCGACAAUGCCUCCACGAGAUCUGGGCCGAGAAGAAAGCCCAAUCCCCAGAGACCUUCACCCUGGAAGAUCCUCUGGUAGUGAUGCCCCCCGGCAAAGUGGACUAUUCUCUGCAGACGUUCUUCACCACCUUCUCCAACACAAUCUACCACCUCCUGACUACCCUCUCCGACAUCCGGGCCGCCACGCGGUCCACCCUGGCCGACUUCGCCGCCGACGGCGUCGUCUACCUGGAACUGCGGACGAUCCCGCGCGCCUCGCCGGCGCAGUCGUUCACGCGGGAGGAGUACCUGACUACAGUGCUAGACACAAUCGCCGAGUUUAGUCUGCAGCAGCAGCAGCAGCAGCAGCAGGAGCAGCCGCCACCAGAAAAUGCAUCAUCGAUCCCAAGCGGAACGACUACGAAGCAAGCAGCGAUGACAACGAACCUCAUCCUCGCAAUCGACCGGGGCACCAUGACCGCCCACGAGGCGAUGGAGAUCGUCCAGCUAGCCAUCAAGUACCAAUCCAAAGCCCCCAGCACUAGGCCUAGCACGUAUCCCCAUCUCCGAACCCCAACCGGGGGGGGGACAGUAAUCGGCCUCGACAUCUGCGGCAACCCCACGAAAGGCGACGUCGCGCUCUACGCGCCCGCCAUCGCGGCAGCCAAAGCCGCGGGGCUAGGCGUGACGGUGCAUUUCGCCGAGGUGGCUCCAAACCCACACCACCCCCAGAAGCAGGAGGCGGAGUUACGGACCUUGCUCGACUUCGGACCGGAUCGCCUGGGCCACGUGAUCCAUGUGUCGGCCCCGAUCAAAAAGGCAAUCCAACAACAAAAAUGUGCGCUGGAGCUGUGUCUGUCGUGUAAUGUGCACGCGGGCAUGGUGGCGGGCGGGUUCGCGGAGCAUCAUUUUGGGGAGUGGUGGGCCGACGGUACCGGUCAAUGUGUGGUGGUGUUGUGUACGGAUGAUGUCGGGUUCUUCUGUAGUCCGGUGUCGAACGAGUAUCGGCUCGCGGCGGAGCAUUUCCGUCUGGGUCGGGCGGAGGUGUUGAGGCUUUGUCGGCGGUCGUACGGCGUGAUCUUUGGGGGUGCGGCAGAGAAAGAGCGGCUACAUACACUUCUAGAUGAUUUCGAGGCGGGCUACAAGGAUUGAAUCCCCCCAUUAUUUAAAAAGAGAUCAUGAUUUUCUGCGUUAGACCAAGCUAUCGAUGAAGAUAAUUAGCACUAGACUUUUUUCCCUCCUUAAAAAGAAAAGCUAGCUCUGCCACCGGAACUUCCCCUCCUUCAGCGUCUUAAUCACCCCCAAAGGCAUAUACUCGCGGCUGACGGCAGCCAGGUUCCCAUAGCGGUCGGUCAUAUCCUCGUGGUACAGCUCC